Messenger RNA from Leishmania braziliensis MHOM/BR/75/M2904, 1470 nucleotides. Its product is annotated as sucrose hydrolase-like protein. Gene Ontology annotation, molecular function: beta-fructofuranosidase activity. The transcript has a single exon. Gene Ontology annotation, cellular component: cytoplasm. Bases 1 to 1470 code for a protein of 489 amino acids. The record is from RefSeq and is a predicted model, not a curated record. Lineage: Eukaryota; Euglenozoa; Kinetoplastea; Trypanosomatida; Trypanosomatidae. Gene Ontology annotation, biological process: carbohydrate metabolic process.
AUGUCGCACGAGAAUCGCAUUGCGGAAGCGAACAACGCUGUGCUGGCGAUCCGAAAAACAGUUGACAAGGAGUUUUACCCGCAUUAUCACAUUUCCCCGUAUGCAUGCUCGAUGAAUGCGCCAUGUGGUAUAGUCUACUUCAAUGGUCUCUAUCAUGUUUUUUACCAGCAUAACCCAUUUGGCGUGGAGUGGGGACCAUUGCACUGGGGUCACUCGACGAGCGAUGAUAUGAUUCACUGGCGGCACCAUCCCAUCGCACUUGCUCCUGGUGAUGAGUGGGAUCGCGAUGGAUGCUUUUCUGGCAGCGCGGUCGUAUACGAUGAUCGACUUUAUGUAUUUUACACUGGCCACCACUGGCUUACCGAUGUUGCCGAUGAUAGUCAGAUAUAUCAGGUGCAAUGCCUGGCUAUCAGCGAGAACGGGUUUUAUUUUGAGAAGCGGGGUAUUGUAGUAAAGCCGCCGGCCGGCUUUUUCCAUUUCCGAGACCCGUACGUGUGGUUCCAGGAUGGGCGAUGGUGGAUGGUGUGUGGCGGUCGCGACUCCAAGGAUCAGGGCCAGCUUCUCUUAUACAGCACUGAUGACCUGGAGGAUUGGGACGACAGUACAUUUAUGAUUCUGUCCAAGUCAGAUGAUCGUAACGUAUACAUGUGCGAACACCCCGGCUUUUUCUCACUGCAGCACCGCCAGCUGCUUAUGUUCUCGCCACAAGGGAUGCAGUCUGAUGACUACAUGUUCCGGAAUCGGUACCAAACAGGGCUGUUGAUGGGCGUAUGGAGGCCGAAUGAGAUCUUUAGCAUCACUUCCAGCUUCAAAAAGCUGGACCUGGGACACGACUUUUAUGGAGCACAGUCCUUCCUAACGCAUGACGGUCGACGUGUCUUUAUUGGCUGGCUCGACAUGUGGGACACGAACAUGCCCACAAAACAGCACAACUGGGCGGGCAUGCUCUCUCUGCCUCGCGUUCUUCUUGUUGACGAAGUUAGUGGCAGAAUUCGUACGCUGCCUAUCAAGGAGCUGGAAAACAUCCGUAGUACCUAUCAGCAUGUAUCGCAGCAGACUGUGUGUGACAAUACGCAGGUGCGGUUGCUCAAUGACUGCACGUCGUAUGAGGUGCGCGUGCUGUUCGACCUGGAAAAGAGCACGGCAGAAAAGUACGGCCUGUGGCUCGGUAGAGGGCUGGAGAUUUACGUCGAUGAGCAAAGCAAGCGUCUCGUGGUCAACCGCCACUACCCCAACUACGACAUUAGCGGAUACCGCAGCUAUGCGCUUCCGGUACAUCCGUUACUUCUAGUGCACGCGUACUUUGACAUGUCUAGCGUAGAGGUCUUCGUGAACGAAGGUGAGGCUGUGCUGAGUACCCGCAUUUAUCCGGCGCGCAAGGAUCGGGCGCUUUCUCUCUUUGCAGUCAACGGCACCGCCCACAUUAUGCAAGGCGACAUUUGGGCGUUGAACCAGGCAGUUAUGCAGUAG